GAAAGGGCCUGUGGUUCCGGCUGAGAAAGAUACUUCUCUUUAUUUUGGGGUUGUACAUUGCCAUUCCAUUUCUCGUCAAACUAUGUCCUGCAAUACAGGCCAAACUGAUUUUCUUGAAUUUUGGCACACUGUCCCAGCUAUCUGGUGGAAGAACGCCCAAGGAAAGAACCAGAUGUGGUAUGAGGAUGCCUUGGCUUCUAACCAUCCCAUCAUUCUGUACCUUCAUGGGAAUGCAGGCACCAGGGGAGGGGACCACCGUGUGGAGCUAUACAAGGUGCUGAGUUCCCUUGGUUACCAUGUGGUCACCUUUGAUUACAGAGGGUGGGGUGACUCCGCAGGAACACCGUCCGAGCGAGGCAUGACUUACGAUGCACUCCACGUUUUUGACUGGAUCAAAGCAAGAAGCAGUGACAACCCCGUGUACAUUUGGGGCCACUCUCUUGGCACUGGGGUUGCAACAAAUUUGGUACGGCGCCUUUGUGAGCGAGAAACACCGCCAGAUGCCCUGAUACUGGAAUCUCCAUUCACCAAUAUCCGUGAAGAAGCAAAAAGCCAUCCCUUUUCAGUGAUAUAUCGACACUUCCCUGGAUUUGACUGGUUUUUCCUUGAUCCCAUUACAAGCAGUGGAAUUAGAUUUGCAAAUGAUGAGAAUGUGAAGCAUAUCUCCUGCUCCCUGCUUAUUCUGCAUGCAGAGGAUGACCCAGUUGUACCCUUCCAGCUUGGCAGAAAGCUCUAUAGCAUCGCUGCACCAUCUCGAAGUUUCCGGGACUUCAAAGUUCAGUUUAUCCCUUUCCAUUCAGACCUUGGCUACAGACACAAGUACAUCUAUAAGAGCCCUGAGCUUCCACGAAUACUGAGGGAGUUCCUGGGGAAAUCGGAGCAAGAACAUCACCACUGAGGACUGACUGCAUUAAAAAAAGCAUGAAGACCUCUGCCCCCCUCCCCUCCCUCUUCCCCAGCCAGCUAGCACCUUGGGCCCUGGUGUCCCAGCAUCAGCAUUGCUCAGGACCCCGGAAUGUGGAUUAGCCUGAGGAAGUCCAAGCUGGCUUGAGGGAUGUGGGCCUUUGUGGACAGUGUGUAGGAAUGGGCUUGAGGCCCUCUCCCUCUUGCUUCCACUCACCUUGAAUGACUGCUGGGAAGGAUCCGUGAGAGGAGCGGGCAGCUGCCACCACUGGUCACUGUGGCAGAGUCCUUGAUUCCUGAGCAGGCACGGAGAGCUGUACUGCGCAGGGUCUUGGAGUGGCAGUGUGGGGUCUCAGGGCCCUUCCUGAGCUACGCCAUCCCAUCUACAGAGAAUAUCGAUGGGCUGGGUUCUUUCUGCCCUUUCCUGCUCACCCAGGUAGUCAGUUGCUCCUUCCUACCCCUACAGCUCUGUGCACCUGCUUGCCUCCUUGGCCAUCACGUAGCCACCCCACCCUCCACCCCAUGGGCCCUGCAUACCCACCAGACAGGUGGGUCAAGAUGGUGACCUAUACUUCUGCAUUCCUCUAAUGUGGGCUUAGACUAAGCAUUUAUUUAAGAAUAAAAUUGUGGUGGUGGUC
Molecule: messenger RNA, 1541 nt
Organism: Echinops telfairi (small Madagascar hedgehog)
Lineage: Eukaryota; Metazoa; Chordata; Mammalia; Afrosoricida; Tenrecidae
Gene: ABHD12
Product: abhydrolase domain containing 12, lysophospholipase
Exons: 11
Coding region: 83-898 (271 amino acids)
Biological process (GO): phosphatidylserine catabolic process; monoacylglycerol catabolic process
Cellular component (GO): endoplasmic reticulum membrane
Molecular function (GO): phosphatidylcholine lysophospholipase A1 activity; monoacylglycerol lipase activity
Source: RefSeq, a predicted model, not a curated record